Molecule: messenger RNA, 507 nt
Organism: Eurypyga helias (sunbittern)
Lineage: Eukaryota; Metazoa; Chordata; Aves; Eurypygiformes; Eurypygidae
Gene: RNF224
Product: ring finger protein 224
Exons: 1
Coding region: 1-507 (168 amino acids)
Source: RefSeq, a predicted model, not a curated record
AUGUCCCAGGACAGCGGCAGCUCCCAGGCAGAGGACGUGAGGACGUGUGCUGGGGUGCACUCGCACACCCCAAGCCGGGGCAGCCGGCGCAUUGAGUGCAUUAUCUGCUACUCCUCCUACGCCCUGUGCGGCCGGCUGCCACGCCGGCUCUACUGCGGCCAUACCUUCUGCCAAGCCUGCCUGAAACGCCUCGACGCUGUCACCAACGAGCAGCGCUGGAUCCCCUGCCCGCAGUGCCGCCAAAACACGCCCACGCCGCGCGGUGGUGUCGUCAUGCUCGACCUUGACCUGGCCACCUUCCUUGCCAUCAAGGCUGACAAGGAGCAUCCCCGGGUGGCUGGCAGGUCCCAGCCCAACUCAGCCACCAAGGGCUCAUGCAAAGAGAAAGCAGUCACCCAGCAGCCGGUGGGGCUGUGCCAAGAUGUGGUGCCUCCAGCACCAUUCCCCCGACGUGGCUGCUGUCAGACGUGCCUGUGCUGUGGGGUGAUGGCAGCCUUCGAGAGCUGA